AUGUAAUUAAUUGAUGCCAUUUUUGAGGAUCAAUUCAGGCCAGCUCUGAUUGAACACUAUAAACAAAAUAAGAUAGUUAGAAGAGCUGAUUACCUUUUAAAGGCAUUACAAUCUGUCGAUUAACUGUCUUUAGAAGAUUAAUAGCAAUUUUACGAUCAUUUAGAGAAAUAAUUAUUACAAUGCACCCCAUUGUAAGCAUUAACAUUAAUACACAAUUAAAAUGAGCAGAUUGUAGAUUUGCUAUUGGAAUUGUGUUUGACAAAUGAACAUGUAUUACCUUUACUAUAUUUUCAGCAUACACAAUAAUUAUUUAGGAUCAUCAAUUGGUUUUUGAGAUCUAUAACAUUGACAAGGCGGAAUUUCAAAGGCAUGUUUAUCUACAUCAAAAAUCAAAUGUACAAUUCCUAACUAACAAAUGAAAAAGUUUAGAGAUUCAUAUCACUAUUAUAAAAAGUUUUCGCAGAAUUUCGUUAUGAAUCUCCAUAUGCCUCAUUCUACUUCAAUUACAUCAACAGUGGACUAGUUGUAGACACUAGAGAAAUGAAAUGGCUCUUUGGUAAAGGCAUUUCCCUAUAAACUUGGCUCUAUCCAAUACCAAUAAAAUCAGAAGUUGAAACUAAAAUUAUGUACUUAAUGUCUGAUAAAAAAAAAGGGUGUCAGUUUAUUUUAAAUGGCAACAAAUUGGUUUAUCAAUAUGUGGAUCUGAAUUGUAUUUUUAUUACUAAUUAUAAAACAGCCCCAAAUCACGAAGUUCCAAUAAGUUUGAUUGAAAUUCCCUAUCAAGAAUGGUCAUCGCUGAGCAUCCAGAUUUAAUCCAAAAAGUUCUUUAUGCAGGAAUCGUAUUACUUAUAUUUGACUUGUGGCAAUCAAUAACUUCGGGAAAUCAAAAUCGAUUUUCCUCAAAUCUCAAACGAUUCUCUUGUCAUUGAGUUCCAAUUUUUUACUAAUUUUUAUGGUUAUGUCACUUCUGUGUUAAUUUACAAUGAUGGAUUUGAUGGAAAUGAUUUAACUUGCGGUGACAAAGACCUGGGUAUUUAAUCCAAUGAUCACCUAAGGAAUUUACAUAAAUGCCAUGGGAAUAAUAAACUAGUUUUAUGUUAUACUCCACUGAGAGCCAGAGCCAAUUUUAUCACAGAUCCAAUAAAUAAAUUUGAUGGGGCAUUGCAAUAAUUCAGCGGUUCCUACUUAAGAAUAACUUAAAAAUAGCAGUUUUCUUAAUUCUGUAGAAUUGAAAACUUUGUUCCUCUAUUACUAUUUAUUAAAAUCUAACCUUAUGAUUCAUUGCUGAACGAACUAUUGACUCUAUUCUGUUAAAUCAUCAAGACCAGACCAGAAACAUAGCAAGAUGCGAUCCGAACUGAAUAUUUAAGUUUGAUAGCCCUUAAACUAAAUGAUUCUGGACUUGACAUGAUCAACAAUCAAACUAUAGAAUUGCUCUCACAAUUGCACAAUUCCAUUCAGGAUACGAAGUUGAAAUAGCAAUUCAUUUGCAAUUUAUUGUGGAGAAUAUAAAUUUAUAAACUAGAGAACUUUUCAAUCAUAGAAGACUACUUAAAAUUCAUUCGAAUGAUAUAUAAUGAUAAUCCUGAAUUUUGUAUAUCGAUUUUCGGAAUCGGUAAAAUACUCGAGAUUUUGAUCUACGACAUUGAUCCGAAGAAUAGAUUAUGCUGCCAAGAACAUGCGAAUCAAAUGGGUUAUACCAACUUCUAAUUACCUACCAUCCCCUACGCUUAAUUGAUAGAUUCCUACUUAAAUAUUAUUGACGCCAUCCUCCAUAAUAAAUUAUUUCAAUCACAAUCCAAAAUUGAGAAAUCCAACAUCAUAGACAUUGCGAGAGUCUUCACAUUAAAAUGCUCUCCUUGUUUUUACCAACUACUACUCAAAAAGCUACAAGGAUUAUUUCAAUACGAGACCAAGAGUAAUAAUCCCAUAUCUCAGAUUCUAAUCCAAGAAGAAGUGAUGCAAAUGCUAUUGAAUCUACUAACAACAUGUUCCUGUCCAGAUGUCAAAACUAGUUGCAUCAAGUUGAUAGCAGAGAGUAUUCGCAUCAAUUAAUCUCCAAAUGAAAAAGAAAUCGCUAAUUGGAUUGCACAUACUCUAGGUAACAGCGCUGCAGUUGAGGUGCAAGAGGCUUACUCAGACGAUGAAGAUGAUGAUUUCCAACCUAGAAAACCAUUAGUAAAUCAAGCUUUAGUCUUCCAUUAAUAAGAGGAACAAUAGAAUUUUGUUGAGGAAAAGAAGAAGCAGCCUGCUAUUCAGAACAAAAACAUUGUUUAGGCAAAUAGAAGGAUUAUUGAUUAUGAACCUCUAUACGUUGCGAUUAUGGAAUGGAUGCUCAAAACUAGAGUUGGAAAGACCAAUUCGGAUACACUGAUUUUAGAUGAAAAUCUUAUCAUUAAAUCUGAUGGUGGAUUGUCUCUUUUGAUUAGUUAUUUCGAAUAUUGUGUGGAUUCAGUCAAGGGUCGCAUUAUGUAAGAUUUAUGUAUGCUGAUUAAAUGGAAUCAAGCCAGUGCCAUUUUUCUAUUAAAUAAUGAGGAGUUUCAUUGGUGGAUCUUAAAGACUCUCUUGGAAAUCUAAAACCAAUACAAUAUUAGAGAGUUGGCUUAGUUUGAAUUCUGGGUGUGGGAUAGUGGAUUGAAACUAUAUUGCAAUGUGAUCAAAGCUGGUAUUCAGAACGAAAAGAAUGGGUUUCAGCGAUUGGCUCAAUUAUAGAGUUAUUGCAGAGUUUUGGAAGAGAUUAAUGGAGAACAGAUUAAUCAGUAGGCAACCUAAUUAUUGAUGAGAUUGAUAUACAAGCAGUUGCUCUCUAAUUUCUCGGAUUGUUAUAAAUUGGAUUUAUUUUCAACCUUUUGGGUCAACUUAUAUUCUGUUAUUUUUGAAACAUUCCGACUAGUGACUGCUGAUCCAAGAACUAUUGAGAAUGAGAGUGAAAAUGAGCAUUACUAUUUAUUCCAUAAGUUCUCCCCUAUUGCAUUUUAGUUAACCAUUUCGCAAUAAGAAAUGCCUAAAAAAUGGAAGCAAUAAUUUGGAAUUAUACAAUGGGUGGAUCACAUUCUUAUUGUGAAUAUCUGUGACAUAGUGAAUCAAUUUUGUGGCAAAUUCUCGACACAAAUAAUUAGUUACUUGGAUGAUUAUCAGAUUGUUUAAAAAGGAAUUUUAGGUCUUUUGGAGUAGAAGAAUCCCACAGAAUCAUAGAAAACAUUCGCUGCAAUGAUGUUUGAAUUCGAUAUAGGGUUAGAAUAAGGUCAAUCCCCCAUCUUCGUCUAAGUGUGUUAACUCUUUCUGUAAUUGAAUGCUGAAUACUUCGCCUUCAAUGUGCAGAGCAGUGAAAACAUCAAGCAAUUGCAGGUGAUAUUGAAUACACUCGAUAAAUUAGUUAGAACUUUAAUUAUAGCAUCGGAGACUUUAAGGGACAAAGAGAUCGAGGAAUCACAAGAUAAAGUAGUGUAUUCGAUUAUUGGAUCGCAUUUCAUAUUUCUGUAUUAAAUGGAGGAUAAAAUAAAAGAGAUCAAUUACGAUAAGGAGAUCAAGUAGGAAUUACUGCAGAUUGUGAAGAAUUGCUUGUUCUACUCAUUUAAGUUUUUGAUUGUGUAUGUGGAUUGUUUUACUCAGAUUUUAAAUAAGAAUGAGUCUUUCUAAGCUCUCAUUUUUGAAGGGUACAAACAACACAAAUUGUUUUUAAUGAAAAUGCUCAAUGAUUUAAUCAGAAAAGACAGUUCACACAUCUUUGAUGUUGUUGAAACCAAGUCCCUCAAAUUAAAUAAUAAAUUGAUUAUGGAGAAAAUGAUAGCAGCAAAGCAAGUUUUUGUGGAAAAUCAAACGUUAUUGUAAAAAAUAUAGUAAUCAUUCUUCAUGAAUGAAGAGUAUUACCUAAAAACCAAGUGUGAUUUUGAAGAAUCCUACAGAAUUUUCUCUUAAAAGAAGAAAACCUUAGAGGAUAGAUUGUAAUCAUAGCGACAAGGAAUUGAGGAAGUCUUGUUUUCAUAGAUGAUAUCAUCAUCGUCAACCUACUCGUAUGAUUAAAAAAUACAGAGGAUAGACUCAGAAUAAAUCUAUAUGAGACAAGCCAGAUACAUGUUUAAGAAGUCAUUCAACAGAGUCCGUGUAUUCAAUCAAUGGUGGGCUCAUCCAGAGUUCAAGGCAUAAAUCGAUAAGCCAUUUGCGUCGAUAGAUAUGCAUUAUGACAACAUCGUAUAAAAUUAGAUAUUUACAUGGAAGAUGUGGAAAUAUGAAACCAAAUAGAAAUCCAGACCCUUACUCAAACCUAAGUUGUAUGAUUAUCCCCAAAUUGAUAACAUUAUGCAAUCUCAAUAGUAAAGUACUAGAAUAAUGAAUUUGGCUGACUAUGAUAAGAAAUAACCAGAGAGACAAAGAAAGAAAAUACAUGAAAUCAUAUUUGACACCAUCAUCCCAUUCUACUCAUAAUAACAUGAACAAGACGAAGUGAUUCUUCACAGAGUCCAGUGGAUCAAGACAUUAACAGUUAGAAUAGGAUCUUUACGAAUAAGUGAUACGCAUUUGAUCUUUUAUUUUGAAUCCAUAACUCAAAAAGAAACCCAUUAGAGUCUGAUCAAAUUUAGAGUACCUGAAGACUCCUAAUUGGUGAAGUAGUGGGAUCUGGAAUAAAUCUACGAUAUUUAAUUUAGAAGAUACAUUGGUAGAUGGACAUCCUUGGAGUUGACUCUAUUGGAAGGUAGUACACUUGUAUUCAAUUUUUAAAAUGGAGAUCAUCAAAAAGUGAUAGAGAAAUUGAUUUCUCUGAAGAAACAACGAACUAUCAAUCUAAAGCCCAGAAUUUAAUCCGGUAAAUUAGAUCCAGUGAGUGUCAUGUUCGAGAGUAAGGCUAUGAAUAAGUGGUAUAAUUAUAAGAUCACGACUUUUGAAUACUUGAUGAAAGUCAAUAAAAUUUCUGGAAGGAGUAAUAAGGAUCUGACCUAAUAUCCAGUGUUUCCGUGGAUCAUGAAUGAUGGCGAGUAAUUGCAUAAAUAUCGCGAUUUAACUAAAAGCAUGGGUGCUUUGGGUACUAAAGAUAGGAUCGAGGUGUUUGAAUAGAGAUACAACAUGAUAGAUCAUUUUAAUAAGGUUCCACAAUUUCACUAUGGGAGUCAUUAUUCAAGUCCAGCAAUCAUAUUCCAUUAUCUCAUUAGAUUGAAGCCGUUUUCUGAUGGAGCCAAGGAAUUACAAUCAGGCAAGUUUGAUUUAGCAGAUCGUCUAUUCUUCUCAUUCAUUGAGACAUAUCGGAAUGCAGUCGAAGAAUUGAGUGAUGUCAGAGAAUUGAUACCUGAAUUCUUCUAUUUGCCUGAAAUGUUUCUUAAUUUAACAAAUAAACUGGGGUAGCGAGUAAACAAUGUAGAAUUGCCUUUUUGGACUUAAUAAAACCCCUAUUUGUUCAUUUGUGCUCACAGAAUGGAAUUGGAAAGUGAUUAUGUUUCAUAGCAUAUUUGCAAUUGGAUUGAUUUAAUUUUUGGAUAUAAACAAAAGGGAGAAGAAGCAGUCAAAGCUCUAAAUACAUUUUAUUAUUUGACAUAUGAAAAUUCUAUAGAUUGGGAUUCAAUCAAGAAUGAAAAACAAAAGAUAUCAUUGGAAUCUCAAGCAAUUCAUUUUGGUUAAUGUCCUAGUUAAAUUUGGGAUAGAGCUCACAUUGCCAGAGGAAAAUAAAAAAUUGUUUUUAGAAUUGUUGAUGAAAAAAUAGAAAAGAGAAUCCUUCGAUAAAAACAAAAUAAUCCACAACCUUAGUCAUCAAAUUAUUAGAGAAGCAAAUCAAUUAUUAGAAUACAUUUCUCAAGUGAUAACAAAGUUUGGAUUAUUCGUCGGAAUGGAGAAUGUGCUACUAUUAAAUUAGAUUUAAAAGAUAACAAAUUUGAUCUUACUAAUUAGAAAGAGCAACCCAUCAAUUUUGGGAAAUUUAUGGAUGAAAACUAAAAUCUAUUUGAUUGGACUUGUAAUUAUGAUGAACUCCCUGUUUUAAAUAGAGGAAAAUAAGUAUUGAUCGGAGGCAUAUGGGAUGGAAGACUGCUUAUUUAUAAUAAUGGUAUCAUCUCUGAAUAGAGAUUCGAAUAAGAACACACUAUAACAGUAAUGAGAUUUGAUUACAAAAUGAGAAUAUUGGCUACUGGUAGUAAGGAUGGCACUCUUAUUAUAUAUAAAGUGUUAAAUAACUCAUACAUUCCAAUUAGUAAGCAUCAUCAUCACGAAUAAUCUAUUACGGAUAUAUUUAUAUGUAAUGAUCUCAAAGUUGUAAUAACUUGUUCUAGUGAUGGUUGGAUUCACAUGUAUAAUUAAUGGUCUGGCAAAUACUUAAGAAGUUAUAGACAUCCUAAGGGUUUGCCCAUUAGCAAAGUUUGUAGUUAUUGUACUCCAUUAUAUGGAAUAGCAUUUUACGAAAACAAAAAUAUUUAUUCAUAUAGCAUUAAUGGGCAAUUCUUGGCACAUCUUGAAUUAAAAUAAUAUAUUGUGAAUUAAGGACAUCUCAAAGUCGUUAAAGAUUCAAAGUUAACUGAUAUUAUUGUGUUACCGUUGUGCAUGGAAAAGAAAAUAUUAAUGUUGACAACUCCCUUUUUGCAGAAAAGAAAUGAAAUAUAAUUGACUGAUUGCUAACAAUCAAUGAACGAUAUUAGUUCUUUUGCUUUGUCACCAGACAGAACAAUUUUAGCAUUUGGAACAUCAGAUGGAGAGUUUGGAUUAACAGUUGACUAGCGUAUCUUUUCAUAAGAUUGA
This is a messenger RNA of Paramecium tetraurelia, 6717 nucleotides long. RefSeq lists its product as uncharacterized. NCBI's taxonomy places the organism in Eukaryota, Ciliophora, Oligohymenophorea, Peniculida, Parameciidae. Gene Ontology annotation, molecular function: protein binding. The record is from RefSeq and is a predicted model, not a curated record. The transcript has 10 exons.